AUGAAGACAAUGGCGGCAGGGACGAUGGGGAUCGUGCCUAUCGUGCUGCUUGCUCUUAGUGGAACCUUGGCCUCCGCCGGCUCGGCUUUCAGUGGCAGUAGCGCUCACAACGAGGGAAACGUCGAACUUCUCGCCGACAAUGGAACGAUCAACAUCAAUUUGCGCAGCCUCCAGGCCGAAGUUGAGACGUGUGACGGCGGAAUUGUCGGCAUCCAGCAGAGCGAUAUAUGCUGCUCCUCAAGCUGCGGAUCUUGCGGAGGUACCGGGUGCACUUCCCGAGACGGUGGAUCCGAAGCCUGCUGUGGUGGAGGAGUCAGGGCCUCCGGUCGCUUUUGCUCUGUUUACGGGAGAAGCUCCCUGCAUGACCGGCCCGGCCCCUACGCCGGAACCUACGCCGGCCCCGACGCCCCCCCCUACCGAUGA
Ectocarpus siliculosus is the source of this 423-nucleotide messenger RNA. NCBI's taxonomy places the organism in Eukaryota, Phaeophyceae, Ectocarpales, Ectocarpaceae. The record is from the annotation of a GenBank genome assembly.